This is a messenger RNA of Vitis vinifera (wine grape), 636 nucleotides long. Its product is annotated as LEAF RUST 10 DISEASE-RESISTANCE LOCUS RECEPTOR-LIKE PROTEIN KINASE-like 1.2. The transcript has 2 exons. NCBI's taxonomy places the organism in Eukaryota, Viridiplantae, Streptophyta, Magnoliopsida, Vitales, Vitaceae. The record is from RefSeq and is a predicted model, not a curated record. Gene Ontology annotation, molecular function: polysaccharide binding. Bases 1 to 636 code for a protein of 211 amino acids.
AUGAUGCUCAGAGAAACAAAAGUUGUGGCAUUAACAGUCUUCCACACUUUCUUGCUUGCAAUUUGUUCUGCUAAUGGAAACCAGACAUGCAGGCCUUCUUCUUGUGGAGAUAUUCAAAAAAUUAGCAACCCUUUCCGAUUGAAAGGUGAUCCGUCUGGGUGUGGUGAUCCUGACUAUGAAUUGGUCUGCGAAAACAAUCGUACUAUGGUAAACCUGGAGCAUGGGAAAUACUAUGUUGCCGAUAUCAACUACGAUAACUACACCAUUCGGGUAGUGGAUCCAGGGGUGGAAAAGGGCAACUGUUUCUCCGCUCCUCUGUAUUCCUUGACAAGAGAAAUAUUCCGUUCGGAUAAGAGAGCAUAUUUUUUGAAUCCGCAUGAAGCGACCAAUACCACGGUUUUGAUGAACUGCGAGCAGCCAAUAAGUGAUGGCAACUAUAUUCCUAUCACUCCUUGCAACAGAAGCAAUGUGACUUCAUCUUCCUCACAAGCAUAUGUUUAUGCACUAGUCGGCGGAGGAGACUCCCUGCUGGUGAAUGAUAUUAAGUAUUCAUGCACCAUUAGCAGGACUAUUAUUACUCAAUUCUUGAAGCCCGGCAAUCUUUCAAGGGUACUCUUUUGGGUAUUGGUUCUCUGA